UGACGAGUACUCUCGCAACGCGCGUUAGCGCUUAUCAUGUGAACGCUCUUCAAAUUUGAUCGCGCGUUACAUGUGAACAUAGCCUCAUUUACUUUUUUUACACAUAGUACCCAUUGUCUAUGUUUGAAAAUGAAAUGCAUUUUCGAGUUUUCCUACAAAAAAUUAAUACGUUUAUGUACCUACUAUUGUUUUUGAGAGCUUUGCUAACUUUUGAUGACAAGAGGAGGGGGAGGGGAUGAAUUGCAGUAAAUCUGCUUACGUAAUAGUUUAACGGCCCCUAACAAAGUUUUAUAUAUUUAAAUAAAAGACUGAUAUCGAAAAUUUUGUCUUAUUUCAAAAUCACCUAGUAAAUCUUCUUUCAUACCAGGGAUAAAUAGACAAGUGAUUAAAGGAUCUGUCACGUUAGCAUGUCAAAAUAAGGUCAACAUGUUAGUGUAAUAUCAUCAUCAACAUGUUAGUGAAUAGACAAAAUUAAUAAGUAAAAAUAUAAAAAAAUAUAACAACACAAAAAUGCUCGGGUUUCUCUCAAUGAGUUUGAAUCGUGCUAUGCUAGGAGUGAGCGCCGCUCUUUCCCUGGCCUCAUGCACGAUCUAUCAUGACCGAUCUGAAAACAUCAGCAUCCGAAGAAAAUACUUUGUCUGCUAAAGGUUAUAAACUAACGAAAUUCGUUGGCGAAGGUGCUUACGCAAAGGUAUAUUUAACAGAAUACGCCGCUAAGGAAGGCGCCAAUAAAGUUACACUCGCGUGUAAAAUCAUUGAAACCUCAAAAGCCCCAAAGGAUUUUGUUGUAAAGUUUUUACCCCGUGAAAUAGACGUUUUGAUACGAUUAAACCAUCCUCACCUGAUACACGUGCACAGCAUAUUUCAGCGGAAAACUAAAUACUAUAUUUUUAUGAGAUACACUGAAAACGGUGAUCUCUUGGGUUAUAUUUUGAAAAAUGGUUGCGUUUCUGAAAAUCAGUCGAGAGUUUGGUUCCGUCAAUUAGCUUUGGCUCUCCAGUACCUUCACGAGUUGGAAAUAACACACCGUGAUAUAAAGUGCGAAAACGUAUUAUUGACAGCAAAUUUUAACGUAAAGCUUUCCGAUUUCGGGUUCUCGAGGUCUUGCGUUGACGAGGAAGAUCAGCCCGUAUUGAGUGAGACCUAUUGUGGGUCUAUGUCCUACGCGGCUCCGGAGAUCUUGAGAGGCAAGCCGUAUUUGCCGAAGCAAACUGAUCUUUGGUCGUUGGGAGUUGUACUAUUUGUAAUGUUAAAUAAAUCUAUGCCCUUUGAUGAUACACGAAUGAGAAAAUUAUAUGAACAGCAGAUGGGAAAAAAGUAUAGAUUUAGAUCACGUGUAGCGAGUGCUAUAUCUUUAGAGUGCAAAUCUGUGGUGAAGCAUUUAUUGGAGCCGGAUCCUGGCCUACGCCACUCGGCGGCACAAGUCCUCAAUUCCGAAUGGAUUGCUAUGGACAGUAGACUUACAACUCUUAACACAGUUGAAGCAGCGGCAUUACAAAAAGCGCGCGAAGAGCGCCGUCGAUUAUCAGAUUCGCAUCGCAACCCGCCAAAAAGGCAAGGAGACAUAUUAAGCAGAGAAACGAGAGAUUCCUAUAGAGCAAGUGAAAUGAUAAAAUCUUUAGCUAAUUUAACUGCCAGGCAGAAAAAACACGAUUAAAUGGAAGCGAAAGCAAAGGUUCAUGUUGAGGAAGAUUUGAAAUUGAGUGGCUCUGAACAACUAACGCUUGCGACUCGGGGGUAUAGAAUGAUAAAGAAAAUAAACGAAGGUUCCUAUGCCAAGGUA
Molecule: messenger RNA, 1783 nt
Organism: Pieris napi
Lineage: Eukaryota; Metazoa; Arthropoda; Insecta; Lepidoptera; Pieridae
Product: testis-specific serine/threonine-protein kinase 3-like
Exons: 5
Coding region: 596-1657 (353 amino acids)
Biological process (GO): intracellular signal transduction; protein phosphorylation; microtubule cytoskeleton organization
Cellular component (GO): cytoplasm
Molecular function (GO): tau-protein kinase activity; ATP binding; protein serine/threonine kinase activity
Source: RefSeq, a predicted model, not a curated record